AUGCAGUUCACUCGCUCCGCUGCUCUCGCCUUGACUGCCACGGCGGCGCUCGCCUUCAAGUCCGCCGACGCGCACGGAUACAUCUCGAACCCGGCCGCCCAGUUCGUCGACUCGACCAAGUCGACGUACUACGCCAAGACCAUCACCGCCGACGUCAACAGCGCCUUUGGUGGCCUCAAGUGGGACGACAGCCCGGAGGCCAACACGGCCACCUUCACCUCGUCCUUCGCCAAGGCCGGCUACUCGUCGCUCCGGGACAUGCUCGACCAGCAGGUGACGGACUGCGCCAACACGCGCACUGACGUUUCGCCCGUAGACGUGUCCGGCCUCACGACCAUGAGCUGGCAAAACGACCAGGAGCAGAAGGGCUUCAUCGACUCGCACCACGGCCCGUGCGAGGUCUGGAUCGACGACACCAUGGUGGAGCACCAGGACGACUGCGUGGCCAAGUACGGCUCCGGGUACCCGGCCAAGGUGAACGCCGACUUCUCCAAGUGCUCGGGCGACUGCACGCUGCGGUUCUACUGGCUGGCGCUGCACGAGCCCAACUGGCAGAUCUACAAGCAGUGCGUGCCCGUCGUGAGCGGCUCGGGGGCUCAGACGACGAUGGUGCAGGGCACGGUGGUGCCCGCUGGGUCGACCACUGAGACGGCCAACGAGAGCGACGGCGGCUGCCAGAACCGCGCUCUCCGCACUGCCGAUGACGCCCCGACGCACCUGGCCAACGGCGUCAAGAUCGACUGGACCGACAACCGAUUCCUCCGCGCUUUCAACGAGUUCGCGGCGGGCUUCCAGCUGAGCGAAUGA
Molecule: messenger RNA, 807 nt
Organism: Phytophthora sojae
Lineage: Eukaryota; Oomycota; Peronosporomycetes; Peronosporales; Peronosporaceae
Exons: 1
Coding region: 1-807 (268 amino acids)
Source: RefSeq, a predicted model, not a curated record